UCCUUCAUUUUCCAAUGGUGGAAGUGGCUGGAGCUGACAGCAUGCUUCUAGUCCACAGACCCUGGACGACAGCUGACAUGAAGGAAAGCAUGGCUUCUCUUCCAAUGUGAGAGAGGUAGGAGGAAAGAGAUUUGGUAACGAACUGUUGAUGUUUUGCAGAGAAUUCCGACUGACUACCCAUGAACUUCGCCGCCUACUCAUGACCAAGAUGGGUAUAGAUUGGAGAAGGUUUUCCAGAGAGCGGCCAGAAGCUGACCAGCGGAUGGCAAUAACUGCUCAGCCUGGACCUAGAGGAAGAGGUAGAGGCCAAGGCAGGACGACCUGGGGUGACUCGUUCUGGAUAAAAGGCGCAACCUGCUACAACUGCAAUCAGAAGGGACACAUUGCUUGAGAUUGUCUCCACAGUAGCAAACAGAGGCCCUGUGAGGAGUACAGCAAGGCAGACUGACGGGCGAACUCCGGGAAUGGGCCCCGCACAGAAAACAGGGGAGGUAACACACACACACCUGAUGAUACACAUAGACAGGAGCAUUCACAUAACGUUAAACACAUUAGUAGCAGCACCUGCAUGCAACAGCAAGACUACACAGAAACGCAGAUACACCAGUCCAGAUAGAUACACCUGAAGUUGCAUUAAGUUUGUUAAAAUACGCAACUACUCCCUUCUCUAAACUCCCUUGUAUGCCCCUCACUGUAUGUGGGCAUGAGUUAAACUUUUUAGUAGAUUCUGGAGCAGGACACUCAGUGAUACAACAUGGGGUACUUCCAGUAGACCCACCGCUCAGCUCAAAUUAAAUUCAGAUGAUGGGCAUCUCAGGACGACCUGUAACCGAAACUUUCUCAGUCAACCUCCCAUGUAAAAGUGAGGGAGGAAUAGUUACGUCCCACUCAUUCCUCAUCUCACAUACAUGUCCAGUAAAUUUGUUAGCACAUGAUUUAAUGUGCAAAUUAGGAGUAAAUCUCACGUCCACUCCAGAUGGACUAACUAUUGAAGUAACUGAAAUGUGCGGUGUGCAGUAUGGGUUUGGAAGCCCCCUGUAUGUGUAUGUCUGACGGCUCUGCUCAGAUCAACUCACACAAACUCCCAAACACCUUGUACAGCUCACACACUUGAACACCUCAUCAGUUGACACAGAUUAUAUGAAAGAGGAAGAUUUACAUUGUACAGCACAUGUUCACCAAGGGCAAGAUGUGGAGUUUGAAAAGACUUGGUUUGCAGACCCCCAUGUAUGUGAAAGAAUGACCCUCAAAACUACAUAUUGGUCUAAACAUUAUUGCACUGUGCAGGUCCAUUUUACUCAUUGUCCGAACAACUGCAUCAAUGUUCAUCGCAAUGUUCGCAAACAUGUUAUACGCGGCCUCGUGUCAGAGGACUCUGAGGUCAGCUGCUGGCAGCAUGAUUUCUUUGACAUCGUUAAUUCUAUACCCCAUGUCUCAUUAGCAAAGCCACGAGCCACCCAUUGGAAAGACGUAGGGAAAUGGGUCAAGAAGUGCGCAGUCAAUGGCAAUGAAUGGUCCCAAACAGAGGACCCUAGUGUGUUGUUUUGCCAAAAGCUUGGGGUCUACAAACAAAGUCAUGCUAUGUGUGUGCAUGUUAAGCGCAGCGUAAUAUUAGCCACUGAUGACCGGGAUCCUGGGGAUCCCGGCCAUAAUGGCCUGUUUGUCUCUGUUUCCACGGGCAUAACUCCAGCAGAGGUGCACCCCAAAUUGGCGGGAGUUCCAAAUUCCUUUUGGACGAAGGGUAAACAUGAUGUAGGCCUAAUAAAGAAUGCUGAACCAGUGGUGAUCACCCCCAAAUCAGAUUCCAGGCCUAAACAGACACAGUACCCACUCAAACCAGAAGAAAUUGCAGGUAUAAGACCGGUUUUUGAUUCAUUGCUGAAGGCAGAUGUAAUUGUCCCUUGCCAGGACUCUCCAAUGCGCACUCCUAUUUUUCCAGUUAAGAAGGCAAGAAAACCGUCCCAGCCCGAUGAGUGGAGGUUUGUCCAAGAUCUGCAAGCAGUCAAUGCUGCGGUUGUUCCACAUGCACCCGACGUCCCUAAAGUGCACUCUGCAGACCACACCCACUCUGGGAUUGCCUGACCCCAAUAAACCAUUUGUUCAAAUUGUAGAUGAAAAGAGGGGUUUUAUGACCUCUGUUCUUUUGCAGAAACACGGGGAUAGAUUGAGACCUGUAGCCUACUUCUCCAGCAGGCUGGAUCCAGUGGCGGCUGGACUUCCUGUUUGCCUGCGUGCAGUUGCUGCAGCUGAAAAGGCGGUAACUGCCUCCAAAAAUAUUGUGGGGUAUUCUAACCUCACCCUUUUGGUCCCACAUGCUGUCUCCCUGCUUCUGUUGGAGAAAAAGACGUCACAUUUGUCAGCACAGAUAUGGUUAAAGUAUAACACUGUCAUACUUGAUAUGCCUAACAUCAUGGUGAAACGUUGUUCUGUUCUGAAUCCUGCCUCUCUUCUCCCUACAGAGGACAAUGGAGAACCAGAUGACUGUGUCACUCUCACUAACAAUUUUUGUUCCCCCAGGGCAGACUUAAAGAGCGACCCUUUAGGAAAUCCAGACAUGGUCCUCUAUGUGGAUGGUUCAGCCUCCAGAGACUCAGAGAUGGGAAAGAACAAAGUAGGUUUUGCCGUAGUCUCAGAUCACGAGGUCCUUAAGGCGUCGUGUCUGUCCUCAAACCUGUCGGCGCAGGCCGGAGAGCUCUGUGCCCUUAUUGAGGCAUGCAAAUUGGCGGCAGGGCAAUCUGUCAAUAUUUUUAUGGACAGUAGGCACGCAUUUGGUGUUGUGCACGAUUUUGGCACCAUUUGGAAACAGAAAUUUUCUCACUAGCACAGGAUCUCCCAUUGCACAUCAUAAACUGGUCUCUUAGUUGUUGGAUGCUAUUCUACUCCCUAGAGCCAUUGCUGUGUGUAAGUGUGCUGCCCAUACUAACAAUACUGAUCUUGUGUCUCAAGGGAAUGCCAGGGCGGACGCGGCAGCUAAGUGUGCAGCCUCAGCUUCCAGUUCACCCUCUAACCUUGCUUUUCCUCAGGUUUCUACCUCCUGUUUACAGCUAGUGGACCUUCAGAGCACUGCCACCCAGGACAAGAGACGAGUCUGGAAACAGGCAGGCUGUAUCUUUGCAAACUCGGUCUGGGUUUGUCCCUCGGGCUGUCCCUGUUUACCAAAACACGUUCCCUUUCGAUGCAAAAUUGGCACAUGGGCUCAUCCAUGUGUCAAAAGGGGGGAUGGUAGCAGAAGUAACAAAGAGAUGGUUCACAAAGGGGUUUUCAAAUUAUGCUGCGAAAUUUUGCAAGCAAUGCUUGAUAUGUGCACAACAUAAUGCAGGUCAAGGUAACAAACUAACUCAAGCAGCACACCCAAUACCAGACAAACCAUUUGAUCAUCUUCAAAUGGACUUCAUUGAACUGACACCUAGUGAGGGGAAAAGGUAUUGCCUGGUAAUAGUUUACAUGUUUUCAAAAUGGGUUGAAGUAUAGACCCUUUUCACUCACGUGACCUUCGUAAACGCGACCGCCAUUUUGGACAUGAAGAAAUAACGGUUUAUGGCACAGACCUUUUCGGUUCUCGCUCAUCUAGCUGCUACAAUGACUGCUUAGACUGCAACAAUAAUACCUAACACACAUUUAAGUAUCCGUCGUAAAGAAGUGAAACUCGUCGAGUGACGAGUGUGUUCAUUGAUAAGCUAACACAAUCUAAAAGUAGACAUACCAUCACACUGCCCUGGCGCUGUAUACAGUUUACCUUCUAUGGUUUGUGCACUCACUAUUUGCCAUUACUUUCUCCAACCCAGUGUUCGAACUAUGCCGAUAUUUUCGGGG
Molecule: messenger RNA, 3813 nt
Organism: Neoarius graeffei (lesser salmon catfish)
Lineage: Eukaryota; Metazoa; Chordata; Actinopteri; Siluriformes; Ariidae
Exons: 2
Coding region: 1141-2082 (313 amino acids)
Source: RefSeq, a predicted model, not a curated record